AUAUCGUUAACCGGGAUAUCGCGUGUUGGACGGGAGGAGGAUCAAACAGAUGCGUGGAUCACCUUUUGUGCCCUCCUGAGCUUUCCGAUCCUGUAUGCGGGAGGCAAUCUGAGCGCCGUCAACGCCAUUCAUUUUGGCACGAGUGCGGCCACCGAGUCUGGGUUGAACACAGUCGAUCUUGCCAACCUCCCGACGUACCAGCAGGCAUACCUCUAUAUAAUCCCGUGCAUCACCAAUCUAGGCGUCAUCAACAUCGUCGUCGUCGUCGUUCGCCUCUGGUGGUUCAGGAAGCACCUGAAGAGACUCGGUAGGCGAGCGUCAGACCCGGACCCCCCUUCAUCUCGUCACGCGCUGACACCUAGGAAAGCGCCGGCGCUGUACGAGGCUAAGAGAGGCGGUGCCUCCCGCGACGUGGACCCUAGGGCCGUUGAUGUCGAGGAUGCGCAUCAUGUUCGCCCCUUGUCGAGCAGUGCAGCCGACCGCCGGGGCCAGGUCGUAGAUGCAGGGACUCGGGAACCUGUCGAUGACGGUGACUCGAUGGACGUCGCUCCUCCCGUGGAGAAGAAGGACGACGGACCGGUCCAGCACAUCAAGUUUGACCCUUCCGCCGAUAACCACCCCAAGAAUGACGAAGGGGCACUAUACAUACCAGGCCCGCGGGACCGUGACCAGGGAAGACCGUUCGUUGAGCUGCAUGGGAAGCUGUCGACGAGUGACGACAAUGAUCGUGAUGAGACCCCUGGGUCCAAUCAACACGAUACACUCCGUCGUCGCCGCGUACCGCAGAACUACGGUGACACCGUCACUCUCGACCGCGUCGCCACGGUAGCCUCAUCCGUCUUUGUCGUCGGGCCUGAUGUGCGGCGCGUCGUGUCCAGAUCGCGAUCUCAGCAGCAGCAGCAGCAGCAGCAACCCCAGCUGAACAGCAUGCCUAUCCUGUCCAACCAGGCCACCGUCGGCCGUAACUCGCAAUUUCGAAACCUGACGUCGGAGGAUCGCGAAGCUCUCGGGGGCAUUGAGUAUAGGAGCCUCAAGUUGCUCCUCAAGAUCAUCGUCGGUACGUCAGCUCGGCCUCUGCUCACUACAGGGAGUGGCUGGCAGAAUGCGGCCAGGGGGAGAUUUGGUGGUGAGUUCGGCCUCGCUGGAUGCAGGAAGGAUGAGACGGCAGGUGAAGGCUCACACGCGCGCGGUCACAGGGCGUUCUACACGAGCCAGACAAUGGUCAACAACCUCGGCCUCACCCUGACACCCGACUCGAUGAUCACGUUCCGCGAUGCCGAGUGGCCCAUGUUCGUCAUGAGCUUCCUCGCCUUCGCCGGCAACACCUUCUACCCCGUCUUCCUCCGCCUGAUCAUCUGGGUGGCGUACAAGGCAUGGCCGACGUCGUCCCCGUCAGGCAAGGACGCGCGGGACUCCCUCCGGUUCCUCCUCGACCACCCGCGACGGUGCUACACGCUCCUCUUCCCCGGAAAGCACACCUGGGCCCUGUUCGUCAUCCUCUUCAUGCUCAACUUCAUCGACGCGCUCCUCAUCAUCGUCCUGGACCUGCACAACCCAGAGGUGGCCUCGCUGCCCUUGGGCCCGCGGGUACUCGCCGCCAUCUUCCAGUCGGCCUCGUCCCGGCACACGGGCACGGCAUCCUUCGCCCUCGCAAAUGUCAACCCUGCCGUGCAGUUCAGCCUCCUGGUCAUGAUGUACAUCUCCGUCUUCCCCAUCGCCAUGUCCAUCCGCGCCUCCAACACGUACGAGGAGAGGUCACUGGGUGUGUACGGGCCCGCCGAGGUCAACCCUGACGACGACGGGAGCCAGCAGCAGCGCAGCGGCGCCGCGUACCUGCUCAGCCACAUGCAGAACCAGCUCAGCUUCGACCUGUGGUACAUCUUCCUGGGCAUCUUCUGCAUCGCCAUCUCCGAAGCCGAUCGGAUAAUGGAUGAUGAAGAGCCUGUGAGCGGUCACCCCUCCACCCUCUCUAUCCUUCCUCAAACCGAAUACGUCUUGCUGAAUCUGACGCGCGGCGUUUCCCAGGCCAUCAAUCUGUUUUCGAUAUUCUUCGAAUGCACCUCUGCCUAUGGAAAUGUCGGGCUCAGUCUCGGAUACCCCGGCGUCAACUUCUCGCUGUGCGGAAAGUUCAAGACGUUUAGCAAGCUGGUCCUCUGCGCCAUCAUGAUCCGUGGACGGCACCGUGGUCUUCCCUACGAGCUUGAUAGGGCCAUCAUGCUACCAGAUGAGCACCUCAUUGCCGACAGGUCGACAACUCGUGAUACUGCAGCGGCUGCCGACCAAGAUGAAUGA
Molecule: messenger RNA, 2292 nt
Organism: Geosmithia morbida
Lineage: Eukaryota; Fungi; Ascomycota; Sordariomycetes; Hypocreales; Bionectriaceae
Product: Trk-type K+ transport system, membrane component
Biological process (GO): intracellular potassium ion homeostasis; potassium ion import across plasma membrane
Cellular component (GO): plasma membrane
Molecular function (GO): high-affinity potassium ion transmembrane transporter activity
Source: RefSeq, a predicted model, not a curated record